ACAAAAAGCUCUUCUCACUGUAACAAAACAAUUUCCAUUAUACUGAGCUUACAGCUCAAGCCUUCCUCAUAUAAGAUGGAAUCCGUCUCUUAUGCAUUCGAAUUCCACACUUCAGUGUCCUCCAUUUUCUUCCUCAGAAGGCUUGAGAGCCUCGAACCGGGACAGAAUGGAACUCGAGAAUGAUUAAUCUGAAUGGGACAUAUCUCUUCCUAGGAUUUCUUGCCAUUUUCCGUUACCAUGUACUCUCAGUCUCAGAAGAUCUAUUGCACACCGGAGCGGAUUCAGCCUAACUAUGAACUUACCGCUAAUGGAAACUUCGAGCUCGGGAACUGUUCUUGUCCUUCGCAGCUGUUUGGGCUGCAGCAACAACCUUGGACCUCCGGAGUUUGCCAUGAGUUGGCGAGGCAGGACAGCACAGGACACGCCAAGUCGACGAGCACCACCUUGCUGAGCCGCUUUGAGUCACCGGCCUCUGCAUUUUAUGCAGCUGAGAGGUGUAUGAGGUUCCCACAAUACGGAUCUGCCAGGAUGGCUUGUGAUUCAGAAUUUCCGCUUUAUCGAUCGUCAUGCGAGAGCUUCUCGAUCAGCUCAGGAGACCAACCUGACCAGUCAUGCGAACAGGACAAGCUAUCAGUAGAUCAUGGAGACUUGUUAUGGAGGCAACUCUCAGUUCCGAAGGAAAAUCAGGACUGCAAGGUUCUUUGUAAUUCGUACAGUUAUCCUCCACCUCCGUCACAAGUGAGCUUCGCAUCACAGCAAGAGAAGCAGCCCUUGAGACUCCCAUCCGGAAGCAAUAAUUCGACUAGCUCCUCGGGGACGUUCUCUGUAUCAGCAACAUCAGCACUUCCCAACAAAACACGAAUAAGAUGGACUCAGGACCUUCAUGAGAAGUUUGUUGAGUCUGUGAAUCGCCUAGGUGGUGCCGAAAAGGCAACUCCUAAGGCUAUUCUGAAGCUCAUGGAUUCCGAUGGAUUGACAAUCUUCCACAUAAAGAGUCAUUUGCAGAAGUAUCGGAUAGCAAAGUACAUCCCAGAGUCUGCAGAAGGAAGGAACGAAAAAAGAACGAUCCUAAGUGAAGUUCCCCGGCUUGAUCUGAAAGGCGGCUCGCAUAACAAGGAAGCACUGCAGCUUCAACUGGAUGUCCAGAGGCAACUCCAUGAACAACUAGAGAGGAAGUUACAGCUGCGAAUCGAAGAGCAGGGGAGACAACUCAGGAUGAUGUUCGAUCAGCAGCAGAAAACGAGAAAGGCGCUAUUAAGCAAUCAGAACAAGUUGGGUCUCGAAGACGAUCAAUCCUUGGGAGCUGGAGGAUCCGAGAACGCACAAUUCCCAUCCAAAAUAAGUUAAGACUCUCGAAGAAAGCAGCAAUCAGCUGAAUCCUUUUAUUUGCAAGAGCAAUCAUUGGUUUAGUCAAAACAAAAAAGAAAGAAAGAAAGAAAGAAAGAAAGAAAGAAAACAACCCGAACCGUGCAGAAGUCCCUGUGAUGAGGGUGACAGUAUCUGUUUGUAAAGAUAUACCAAAUGUACACAGGCUAUGUUGGUGAAGUAUAGAAGACGAUGACGAGCACAUAUGUUGCAAGUCCAGAGGAGUCCCGGUCUCAGUCUCACUCUCACUAUUAUACUAAUGUUCUGUUUCAUUUCAUGUCUCUGAGUUUAGAUCGAAUCCAUGAGAGUCAAGAGUUCAUGAAAGGUUGCUGAAAUUCCUCAGCAAAAGGGUCAUCAGUGUAUGCCAAUACCUGCCGGAAGCACUUGGUUGCUCUACUAACGUUUGUCCUCCUACACGAUAUUUCCACAAGCACUUAUGAGCUCUUCGGAACAGGUACAAGAAAUCAGUCAGAUGCCCUGUGUCAAAAAUACUUAAUCCUGAUGUCUGGCCUUCAGGAAGAGCUAAUUACCCAUCACAUCAUAGUUUUAAGAACAUGGACGCUUGAUUGAAGAAUUUUGUUCGACAGAAUCCAACAAAAACCCGAUUAGCUCGCUUCAAUGGGCGACACUUUUAUUGCUGUAAGACCAUCUCCUGCAUGGUUUUAAAUUCGAUUUGGACUGGUGUGGAGUGGACAAUGUUUAAUCAUUAUUUGGUUAUUGAAGACGUUU
Molecule: messenger RNA, 2094 nt
Organism: Punica granatum (pomegranate)
Lineage: Eukaryota; Viridiplantae; Streptophyta; Magnoliopsida; Myrtales; Lythraceae
Source: RefSeq, a predicted model, not a curated record